AUGAACUACGCAUACUCAUUGACUAGGCCAAAUAGACUAUUGACCAUCUCAUUACCCGACAAACGACCCCUCAAGAAAGCUCUAGGCUUUAUAGAAGACACAUACUUAAAUUUCACAGAACUCACAACAAAAUAUAAAUACCCUACUGAAGAACAUACAGUGACAACAGAUGACGGGUACAUCUUGCGCGUGUUCAGGAUUUUACCGAAAUGUAAUGGCACGAGCAAAGCUUUACCGGUAGUGACAAUGCAUGGAAUUUACGACUCGUCUGAUGAGUAUAUACUUCCUGGACCUAAAACAGGUCUCGGGUACAUCCUGUCGAGGAACUGUUACGAUGUGUGGGCAGCUAACCACCGCGGCAACGUGUACUCGCGCCGACAUGUUCAUCUCAAUCCUGACACGGAUCCAGAGUUUUGGGAAUACACCUUCGACGAACACGGCUAUUUCGACAUUCCUGCAAUUGUGGACUACGUUUUAGAAGCCACUCAACAAACAAAAUUAAAUUAUAUCGGACACUCACAAGGUACAACUGACUUUUUGGUCAUGACGUCUUUGAGACCGGAAUAUAAUGACAAGAUACAAAUAUCCUUCCAAAUAGCUCCUGUGGCCUAUUUGCGACAUAUACGAAGUUUCAUCCCUAAAUUAUUAGCUCAAGCGCACGCGCCUCUAGGAACAAUUUUAAAACAUUUAGGUUUAAGAGAGUUGCUAGGAAGACAACAAAUUGUCCAUUUCGUGAUAGAGUUUUUGUGUCAGUUUGCUCCUGAAGAUAUAUGUGGUGCUGGAUUCGCAUUGACGACGGGAUAUAAACGAGGUUACAUAAAGCCUAGAAACUUAGCCGUUGUGUUUGGACAUUUAAUAUCUGGCAUAUCAACUAAAGACUUGAUUCAUUUCAGCCAACUUAUUACCUCUGGAAGAUUUCAACGGUUUGACAAUGGAAUGGCAGGAAAUUUGAAAAAAUAUAGCUCGGUAAUUCCUCCAGAGUAUAAUGUGUCUAAGAUAACAUCGGCUGUUGUGUUGAUAUGUGCUCGCAACGAUUAUGUGUCCGAAUUGGAAGACAUUGCCAUAUUGAGAUCGAAAUUGCAGAAUGUCGUUGAAUAUUAUGUUGCGCCGGACCCGUACUGGAGCCACAAUGACCACUUUUACGCCAUAAAAGCACCGCAGUUAGUAUUUUCUAAGAUUUUGGAACAUCUGAAUAAGGUUAAUGUUUAAAUGUUUUACCAAGACGUACGUCCUGACGCUUGAACAAACACGUAACAUCAUCGGCCCCAUCGUUGGUUAAAAUCAGGUGAGAUUACGAAAAAAACAUUAUUCAAUUUCAUAUUUUAAAAAGUAAAAA
Molecule: messenger RNA, 1336 nt
Organism: Hyposmocoma kahamanoa
Lineage: Eukaryota; Metazoa; Arthropoda; Insecta; Lepidoptera; Cosmopterigidae
Product: lipase 1-like
Exons: 1
Coding region: 1-1209 (402 amino acids)
Biological process (GO): lipid metabolic process
Molecular function (GO): hydrolase activity, acting on ester bonds
Source: RefSeq, a predicted model, not a curated record